AUGGCGUUUGCUGGGACAAAUAUCAGUUUGUCUCAGCCGGAUAUCACGCAGAAACUAACGGAGCGCAUAGACGACCUGAAGCAAAAGAUUGCUGCUUGGGGGAAGCGGAUUCGCCGAUUUACCGAGAGGUCAAGGCGGUUCAACCAGAAUCGUCUCUUCCAGAGUGAUCAGAAGAGGCUCUACAAAUCAUUGGAGCGACCAGAGGUAAGUGGAGCGGGCCCAGGACCGGAUCAGGCUAACACUGUCGCAUUUUGGCGUGGCCUGUGGUCAGAGCCCGUAAACCACAGCGAGGGCCCUUGGACGGAAGUUGUGGCGAGUCAGUGUGCGAGUAUUACACCCAUGGACCCUUUAUAUUUUGACUCAUAG
Messenger RNA from Parnassius apollo (apollo), 366 nucleotides. The record is from the annotation of a GenBank genome assembly. Lineage: Eukaryota; Metazoa; Arthropoda; Insecta; Lepidoptera; Papilionidae.